AAAGGCCCUCUGCACAAUGAUCGGUAUUUCCCGAUAAUCGGAUUCGUUGAGGUCAUGGCCGGCCGUGCGGACAAAUGCACCACUCUGGUCCAGUCUCUUCCCGCCUCUUCAGUCGAAGAGGCUGAAUUGUCGUUCCAGUUUAGUAAAGAGGAGCACACCCAGGGCUUUUGGGUGGCUCUUCGACGCCACUGGCCGGCAGUCGCUUGGGGUCUGUUUAUGAAUCUGGCGACUAUCCUGAAAGGUAUCGAUGGCGGCGUCGUCAAAGGCCUGGUCGGUCUCGACACUUUCAAAGAGACCUACGGAUAUCAGUACAAAGGCACCUACAUUAUCGCCGCGCAGUGGCUGUCCGCCUUCCAGUAUGCCAAUCUGCUGGGUGCGAUCGUGGGCGCUCUCUGCUCCGGGUUCGCCUACGAUCGCUUCGGUCCGCGCUGGAUGAUCGCAGCCUGCUCGGUGCUGUCCAUUGCAUUUAUCUUCAUUCAAUUCUUCAGCCAUACCCCGGCCCAGCUGUUUGUCGGCCAACUCGUCAACGGCGCCAUCAUCGCCUUUUACCCGAUCUGUGCGUCGGCAUACGUCGGCGAAGUCACGCCGCUCGUGCUUCGGGGCUUCGCGGCUACCAUGACAAAUUUGGCCUUUUCUAUAGGCUCGCUGAUCGCAUCCGGGAUUCUCAAGGGCACUGAGUCCAUGCAAAGCACCUUGGCGUAUAAGAUCCCCAUUGCGACGCAAUGGGCGUUGCCCUGCAUCAUGCUAUUCCUAGUCGGGUUCUGUCCCGACCCACCGUACUGGCUCUGCCGCAAGGGCCGAGAUGAUGCGGCCGCGGCAUCGUUGCAGCGGCUGACUACGCGAGGGGUGGAUGUGUCGCGCAAGUUGGCGCACAUUCGAGAGACGCUGCGACUGGAGGAGAGUUUCCAGGGAGACCGGCCACACUACCUCGAGUGUUUCCGGGGACCUAAUCGCCGGCGACUCCUCAUCUGUGUAAUGGCAUAUAGCAUGCAGGCGUUCACCGGAAAUGUGUUCUUCAUCAACUACGCCGUGCACUUCAUGGAAGUCGCGGGCCUCGAUUCGUCCGACGCCUUUUCCAUGAACCUGGGGCUCACGGGCAUCGGAUUCCUGGGGACGUGUAUCUCCUGGCCGUUAUUGUCGUACGUGGGGCGUCGCAUCAUGUACAUCUUCGGCUGUUCGACGUUAGCGAUCCUAUUGUUCAUCAUCGGGGCGGUUGAUCUCGCCCCGCGAGAUACGCAGACGACAUGGGCGCAGUGUGGCAUCAUGCUCGUCUGUACGCUGGUGUACGAUGUCAGUCUCGGGCCUUUCUGCUACGUGCUGCUGGCGGAAGUGUCAUCGGCGCGUCUGCGCGGCUUCACGAUUGCGCUGGCCACCGUCAGCUGUUUCGUGUGGUCGGUGGUGUUCGCCGUGGUGAUUCCGUACGCCAUGAACGAAGAUCAAGGGGACUGGAGAGGCAAGAUAGGCUUUCUCUUCGCCGGCACGAGCGUCCUCUGCGCCGUGUAUUGCUUCUGCUGCAUGCCCGAGACGAAAGGCCGGACAUUUGAGGAGCUGGAUAUCUUGUUUGAACGGAAGGUGCCGAGUCGGCGGUUUCAGUCGUAUAAGAUUGACUUGGAUGUCGACGGGAGAAGACUUGAGGAGUAGAUUGUAGAUAUCAUCUCGGUCGAUGUACAUACAGAACAGGCACAUAUGAAUCUAUCCC
Aspergillus melleus is the source of this 1699-nucleotide messenger RNA. RefSeq lists its product as uncharacterized. Gene Ontology annotation, molecular function: carbohydrate:proton symporter activity. The transcript is spliced from 2 exons. The record is from RefSeq and is a predicted model, not a curated record. Gene Ontology annotation, biological process: transmembrane transport; carbohydrate transport. Gene Ontology annotation, cellular component: membrane. The coding region runs from base 55 to 1641 and encodes 528 amino acids. NCBI's taxonomy places the organism in Eukaryota, Fungi, Ascomycota, Eurotiomycetes, Eurotiales, Aspergillaceae.